AUGGCCGAGACUCCCAGAUCCGAAAGGUCGCAGACCAGAUUCAGCACUCCUGUGUCUGAUCUUGAUGACCACCGCCACCAACAGGAAUCACUCCCACGCGCACACGAACAACAGGGUUCCCGAAGAGGUACCCUGGCCAGCAUCGCUGGUAGCCCACGUCUCGCGGCCAUGAUUGCUGCCCAACAACUCGAACUUGGACAAGGAAUGAUUGCUCGCGACUUUGAGAAUGCUAUCGUCGACGACCACGACGACGACAGCAUUCGCUCCGUACAUGAGACUCCCACAUGGCGACGCAAUUCCAUCGGCCAGAAUCCCAGGAGCCGCGAGUCUUCCAGCUCAAGAUCGACCUCUCCGCCAAACUCCGUCGAUGCUUUUGCCAACCCACAAAGACGACGUCGUGGCGAUACCAUUAGUAGCGAUAUUCCUCCUUUUGUCAAUCUUAACCUCGCCAGGACUAUCUCUGGCGCCUCCAAGCAUCGUCGGUCGACCUAUGACGAUACCAAGUCAACUCACACCGUACAAUCACGCCACAGCUCUGUGCAGGACGACGUUUGCUUCCCCGCUGAGCGUGAUCAGAGCAAGACUUACUUGAUUGAUUUCGAGGAACUCGAAGAGUUUGUUGCAGAGUCGCACGACAAGACCCCUGUCUCUCAUCCUUUCCAACCACCUUUUAACAAGCAGAAAACUCACAAUGAGCCCAAGGUGUUCCAUGAUCUCCGCGCUUCCAAGACCAAUGCAAGCGACAGUGAUGUUGUGGACGAGAAGCAUGCCAUGGACCAUACCAAGAAGACAGACACUUCACCGGAGAUCGAGCUCGAGCGCGUUGUAUCGCACACCCAGUAUCUCAACAGGUUCACCUUCUUCUCUUCUGAGAUCGACGAGACUGUUCACGCACCCGAGUUGGGCGGUCUUCUCAUGCCCGGCGAGACAUUCAGAGACUUGUUCGAACUGGGUCCAGAUGGUGGUGUCUGGUGGCUCGAUAUGCUUAAUCCCUCAGAGGAAGAGGUUACUGCCAUCUGCAAGGCAUUCGGAGUUCAUCCUUUGACUCGUGAAGAUAUUGCCACGCAAGAAACUCGUGAGAAGGUUGAGCUAUUCAGAUCCUACUACUUCGUCUGUUUCCGAUCCUUCUACCAGGAGGAUAAGGAGAGCGAAGAUUUUAUGGAGCCCAUCAACGUCUACACUGUCGUCUUCCGCGAAGGCCUACUGACGUUCACUUUCUGCAACAACCCUCACGCUGCUAACGUCCGCAAGCGUAUUGGUCGUCUCCGUGACUAUGUCAAUCUCAGUGCCGAUUGGAUUUGCUACGCCUUGAUCGACGACAUUGUCGAUGCUUUCGGACCAGUCUUGCGUGACGUCGAGCACGAGGCUGAUGCUAUUGAGGACAGUGUCUUCACUGCGCGCUUCGAGGACUCGCGACUUAUCUUGCGGCAGAUUGGCACUUGCCGAAAGAAGGUCAUGUCUCUGCUUCGCUUGCUUGGCGGAAAGGCAGAUGUUAUCAAAGGAUUCGCCAAACGUUGCAACGAGCAGUACAGCAUGGCACCUCGCGGCGAUGUCGGCCUGUAUCUGUCUGACGUCCAAGACCACGUCGUAACUAUGAUGAGCAACUUGUCGCAUUUCGAAAAGAUCCUCUCGCGUAGUCACUCCAAUUACCUCGCUCAAAUCUCGGUCGACAACAUCGCGCAGGGUAACAAGGCCAAUUCCUUGCUCUCAAGAGUCACCGUCCUGGCUACCAUUCUUGUUCCUCUCAACUUGGUUACUGGCCUCUUUGGUAUGAACGUCCGCGUACCUGGUAUGGACGGACACAACCUUGCCUGGUGGUUUGGCAUUGUUGGAUUCAUGUUCCUUUUCAUCGCAACAUGCCUUCUCACUGCAUGGAAGAUUGGUCUACUCGAGGACGUUGUUCCCGAGCGCGAGGAAGAGCUGUAA
Aureobasidium uvarum is the source of this 1926-nucleotide messenger RNA. The record is from the annotation of a GenBank genome assembly. Lineage: Eukaryota; Fungi; Ascomycota; Dothideomycetes; Dothideales; Saccotheciaceae.